Messenger RNA from Oryza sativa Japonica Group (Japanese rice), 2818 nucleotides. Its product is annotated as protein LYK5. Gene Ontology annotation, molecular function: ATP binding; protein kinase activity. NCBI's taxonomy places the organism in Eukaryota, Viridiplantae, Streptophyta, Magnoliopsida, Poales, Poaceae. The record is from RefSeq and is a predicted model, not a curated record. Gene Ontology annotation, biological process: protein phosphorylation.
UGUAUAUUUUUAUGAAAGUAUUUUUCAAGAUAAAUCUAUUCAUAUAAUUUUUAUAUUUUUAAACUUAACAACUUGACUUAAACAUUAUUCUAAACGGUAUUCUUUACCAGUACUUAUGUAAGAUCCGAUGUAUCAGCUCCUCCAGGUUACACUUCAGUUGACCCCAGCAGGUGUUGACCUGUAGUCUCCGGCUACCACUCUAGCUUAAGCAGUCUAGCGAGCUCAUCGCGUCGCGCUCUUCUCGACGAGCUCCAAUUUCAGGCAAGAUGUCGAUGCUGCCGCGCUUCCUCCUCCUCGUCGUGCUGCUCGCGGUGCCGAUGACGGCGGCGCAGCAGCAGUACGAGGCCAACGCGCAGGGCGACUGCUACACCGACAACGGCAGCUCCGUCCUCGGCUACACCUGCGGCACCGCCGCCUCCCCGCCGCCGCCGCCAUGCACGGCCUACCUCACCUUCCGCUCCGCCCCACCGAGCUACGCCUCCCCGAUCACCGUCUCCUACCUCCUCAACGCCAGCGUCCCCGCCGUCGCCGCCGCCAACUCCGUCCCGGUCUCGCCUCCGGUCGCCCGCGACGGCCUCCUCCUCGUCCCCGUCCCCUGCGCCUGCACCGCCGCCGGGUACUACCAGCACGACGCCGGCUACGUCAUCCAGUUCGACGACGAGACCUACUUCGUCAUGGCGAACGACACGUACCAGGGGCUCACGACGUGCCAGGCGCUCAUGGCGCAGAACCCGGCGCACGACAGCCUCGACCUCUACCCGGGAAUCAGACUCACCGUGCCGCUGCGCUGCGCGUGCCCGUCGCCGGCGCAGGCCGCCGCCGGCGUGAGGUACCUAGUGACGUACCUCCUCGGCUGGGACGACGACUCGUCCACCGUCGCCGACCGCUUCGGCGCCGACUACCAGGCCGUUCUCUUCGCCAACAACCUCACCGACGACUCCACGGUGUAUCCCUUCACCACGAUGCUUGUCCCGCUCAAGCAUCGGCCCAAGCCCGACGUGACGGUCUUGCCGGAGCCGGGGCCUCCUUCUCCGGCUCCGGCUCCGGCAGUGUCAGCUCCGCCGCCGCCGGCGGUGCCUUCCAGCGAAUCGGGCAGUGGGAGGUGGAAGAAAUCCUUUCGCGGUAGGUGUAUCGGCAUUGGAGUUGGUGUUGGGUUCGCCGUUCUUGCGUCUGGUGCUCUGCUUGCUCUGUUCUUGCUACGGCGUCGGUGGCGGUGGCGUGGCAACGGCGAGCUUCACGAUGUGCCGUUGGCUCCGGAUAAGGAGGGAGCGAAGGCGACGCCGCCGCCGUGGAUGCUGCCGACGACGGUGGCGGACGUCGACGUGCGCGAUGCCGUGGGAUCGAUGGCCGUGUACGAGUACGGCGAGCUGGAGCGGGUGACGGCCGGGUUCGCGGAGGAGCGGCGCAUCGGGGACUCGUCGGUCUACCGCGCGGUGAUCAACGGCGACGUCGCGGCGGCGGUGAAGCGCGUCGCCGGCGACGUGGGCGCCGAGGUGAGCGUCCUGGGACGCGUCAGCCACUCGUGCCUCGUCCGCCUGUUCGGCCUCUGCGUGCACCGCGGCGACACGUACCUGGUGUUCGAGCUCGCCGAGAACGGCGCGCUCAGCGACUGGAUCCGCGGCGACAACGGCGGCCGCGCCCUCUCGUGGAGGCAGCGGAUGCAGGCGGCGCUCGACGUGGCCGACGGGCUCAACUACCUCCACAACUACACCAGGCCGCCCUACGUGCACAAGAACCUCAAGAGCAGCAACGUCCUCCUCGACGCCGACUUCCGCGCCAAGGUCUCCAACUUCGGCCUGGCGCGCACCGUCGCCGGCGCCGGCGGGCAGAUGACGUCGCGCGUCGUGGGUACGCAGGGGUACAUGGCGCCGGAGUACCUGGAGCACGGGCUGAUCGGGCCUCACCUCGACGUGUUCGCCUUCGGUGUCGUCCUGCUCGAGCUCCUGUCCGGGAAGGAGGCAGCGCCUGCGCGAGACGGCGGCGAGGGUGGCGAUGGCGAAGCAUUGGCGUUGCUGCUGUGGGAGGAAGCGGAGGGGCAGCUGGUGGUCGACGGCGACGAUGACGACGCGCGGGGCAAGGUGGCGGCGUUCAUGGACUCCCGGUUGCGUGGCGACUACCCGUCGGAGGUGGCUCUCGCGAUGGCUGCGCUGGCGCUGCGGUGCGUCGCGCGGGAGCCCCGCGCGCGGCCGUCGAUGGUGGAGGUGUUCCUCUCGCUCUCGGCGUUGCACGGCACAACGUUGGAUUGGGCCCCCCAUGCAACCCUGAGUUGAAAUUAGGCAUCGUGCUGAAAGAAGCAUGAAUUAUGUACUAGUAGUACACGAUAAGCGGCAGUAAAAAAUAUGAGGCAAUUAGAUAGGAUAGUAGAAUCAUCACAAAAUUGUGAAACCUAAUAAAUAUAAAUAGCUCAAAUAUACAUUUUCGAGAAAAAUAAUACUAGAAUGUUACAACUUGUGGGCUUGCAUUAUUGCGUUAUAAGACCCCUACGCUAUAGCCGUCGCACAGCAAUUUAUCUGAGAUUCUACUGGCCCCUACCUUUUCAAUGACCUGAUGUAUCCUAGUUACAACAACGAUGAACCUUUUUAGUUCUUUACUAUACAUGUGAAGCUGCCUGACCUUUCAGGACCUCGCCAUCAAUCAACGCAAUAUCACAAAAAGAAUUGUGGCAGCCAAGCCUUCGGUUGCAAUGCACAAGAAAUAGCGAUUUGAUCCGAUCUCAACGCACGAGGAGUCUAAAACAGUAUGUGCCAACGCACAACUGUCAACAUUUGUCUCGAACAGGAUCAUACAACUCCUAGCUUGAGGAGCUAGCUCGAUCCCU